Chaetomium fimeti is the source of this 3251-nucleotide messenger RNA. RefSeq lists its product as uncharacterized. Gene Ontology annotation, molecular function: protein serine/threonine kinase activity; ATP binding. Gene Ontology annotation, biological process: intracellular signal transduction; regulation of MAPK cascade; protein phosphorylation. The record is from RefSeq and is a predicted model, not a curated record. The coding region runs from base 208 to 3033 and encodes 941 amino acids. Lineage: Eukaryota; Fungi; Ascomycota; Sordariomycetes; Sordariales; Chaetomiaceae. The transcript is spliced from 4 exons. Gene Ontology annotation, cellular component: cytoplasm.
CUGGAAGAGGCCCGGGGAGCCAAGCAGAGGACGAGAUCAAGCAGGAGCAACGAACGGCAAGAGAAAACGCAAUUUUGCUCACUGCGACCCUCAUUCGGUGCCUCAAUUACCCCGGCACCCAUCUAGCAGCUUUGUCUGGCUCCCAAACUGUACGUUGAAAUUUUUGAUUGCUAUUUUGCUUCAUUUCCCGGGCGCCUGGGCCGUGAGAUGGACAGUCCAAAGAUUGCAGGUGGUGGCUCCAGCGCUAGCUCACAGCGUCGCAGGCUCACUAAGAAGCCUCCGUCGGCGGCGCACUACCACUCUCACCACUCGAGCUCCAGGUUCAGCGCUGCUUCCGACGGCCGUGUUGACGCCCAAUCUCUAGGAAGCAAACAAAGCUCGACCAGCUUGCGGCGGGCCCCCAGCGCUCCCAUCGGCAACAGAACUCCCGCCUCGAACGCGACCGACUUCUCGCCACGCUUCCCCGCCGCACAGUCUCCCGCUUUCUCGCUCGCAACGAGCCGGUCACACACCUCUCCCGCCCUUCCCGACGGCACGCCUGCGGCGCUGUCUGCCUCCUCGUCGCACUCGCAUUACCGCUCCCUGCAGACCCGAGCUGACGCGCAGCAACCACGAUCCGUCCCGGGGGACAUCCUUCAACCCCUCAGCUCCAAGACUUCAGACGAGUUAAUUGGCGCUCCCUUUGACGGCACGGCAAUCCUCGACCGAAUUGCCGCCACGAAGUCGCCCGCUCAAAGCAACAAUAGCAGCAGCGGGCACAACAACAACAACCACCACGACCACGACCACCACAACGACGGAGACAACCACAAUCACAACCACGGUCCCGGCCACGGCCCUGACCAUCGACCCCCACCUCGACUUACACUUCAACAGCCACCCCGCGCGGAUCCCGGGACGCGAACCAUGGGAUACUCCCCGCCGCCGCUCCGCCAGUCGGCAACCUACCCGGCUGGCGACCUGCCAAUUCUGAACGAGAAGGGAGGUCCGCCCAAACCCGACAGCGCAGGCCUCCACAAGCGCUACUCGGACGAGUCGAAGGAGAGCAAGAUCCCCAGCAUGCUCAGGAAGAAGUCGGGCUUCUCCGGUUUCAUGAACAGCUUGGUGGGGUCACCAAAGAAGCCGCUCAUCUCUGCGCCAGAGAACCCGGUGCAUGUAACACACGUCGGAUAUGACAGCACCACGGGCCAGUUUACAGGGCUACCAAAAGAGUGGCAGCGACUGAUCAAUGAGAGCGGCAUUACCGAGAAAGACACGCGAGAACACCCUCAGAUCCUCGUCGAUGUCUUGACAUUCUAUAAAGAGACCCAAGAGAAGCCGCAAGAGGACCAGCAAUUGGAGAAAUUCCACGAUGCCCGCGCAGACUACCGAGGCCUCUCCACCCCGUCGCCCGCGACUGCUCACCCUUCACCGGGGUUGCUCCAAUCUGGCUAUGGCGCGAUGUCCCCCUUGAUCAGCCCGCCCGCAAGUCCGAGGUUUCCUAACGUCGGCCACGAAGGCAGCUUCGAGAACCCGCGCGCACCACCCCCAGUUCCCAAAGGUCACCUCAUGUCGGGCAAGGAUAUCAAUCUCAUGCCUAGCCGGCCUGCGCCCAAGCCGCCGACGACCCUACCAACUAGAACACAGCCAGCAUACGCGACAAAGGACUCGGGGAUUGGCAUGCCCCCGCCAGGCGAGGACGUCUCACCAUCCCAUCUCCCUAACAAGGACAAUGUCCCAAUGUUGCCAGAAGAGCAUAGGUCACGGUCCAACUCACGAGCCAAUGGCACAUCGCCCUAUUUGCCGUCCCAACCAUCUCCCUCGGUCACCUCGCCCCCGGCCAACCAACAAGCAGUGUACCAGCAGCAGCUUCUACACCAACAGCAGGAGCAGGCAAUGGCACAGGCGCAGGCGGCCAUGACAGGCCAGCUAAGCCGCCAAGCGAGCAAGCGGCAGCAGCCGACCCCGCCGGCUUCGCAACACCAGCACCUGCAACAGCAGCAGCAGCAGCAACAACAACAAAUGCAGCAAAUGCAGCAACAACAACAGCACGCAGAUCCGAAUGGGCCCAACCGGGGACCACCAACACAGCAGACGAGGCUUGCGCAACCGGGCUCGAGGCCGCGGCACAGACCACGACAGAGCAACGGCGUUGACGUGGUCGCCGCCCUGAAGAGGAUAUGCUCCGAGGGCGACCCCAGGGAGGUCUACCGUGGUUUCACCAAGAUCGGCCAGGGUGCGUCCGGCGGCGUGUACACGGGCCACGAGAGGGGGACCAACCGGCUGGUGGCCAUCAAGCAGAUGAACCUAGAGCAACAACCCAAGAAGGACCUCAUCAUUAACGAGAUCCUGGUCAUGAAGGAGAGCUCCCAUCCCAACAUUGUCAACUUCAUUGACAGCUACCUGUGCGGGGGGGAAUUGUGGGUCGUCAUGGAGUUCAUGGAGGGCGGCAGCUUGACCGACGUCGUGACAUUUAAUAUCAUGACCGAGGGGCAGAUUGCAUCAGUCUGCAGAGAAACCCUCCGCGGCCUGCAGCACUUACACUCCAAGGGCGUCAUCCACCGAGACAUCAAAUCGGACAAUAUCCUUCUCAGCAUGGAGGGCAACAUUAAGCUGACCGAUUUCGGGUUCUGUGCAACGAUCAACGAGGCGCAGAACAAGCGUACAACGAUGGUCGGCACGCCGUAUUGGAUGGCGCCGGAGGUGGUUACGCGGAAGGAGUACGGCCGCAAGGUGGACAUUUGGUCGCUGGGCAUCAUGGCAAUCGAGAUGAUCGAGGGCGAGCCGCCCUACCUGACCGAGUCGCCGCUCCGUGCUCUGUGGCUGAUCGCUACGAACGGUACGCCACAGAUCAAGAACGAGCAGGACCUGUCCCCUGUGUUCCGCGACUUCUUGUACUUUGCGCUCAAGGUCGACCCGGAGAAGAGGGCCAGCGCGCACGAUCUUUUGAGGCACGAAUUCAUGAAGACAUGCGUCGACCUCUCCACGCUCGCACCCUUGGUCCGGGCCGCGAGGGAAGCCAGAGCGCAGGAGAAGGCCCGCAAGGGGCAUUGAUAGGCUCUAUAAAGCCAGCCUUUCCCGCCUACUUCGAUCGAUCGAGACGGCAUUUUAACCAGCAAAUAUUUAUCUGGCUUUCUCCCUCAUGGUUUAUGCUACCAAGGGCGCAUUGCAUUUUUUUGACCAUCAAGCAAGGAAUCUCGUGCAGCCCCAUCAGAGCCUUUUUUUCUUCCCAUUUUACUCAACUCUCAUGGCAGGCAGGCAGGCAGGCAGGC